This is a messenger RNA of Effrenium voratum, 1470 nucleotides long. The record is from the annotation of a GenBank genome assembly. NCBI's taxonomy places the organism in Eukaryota, Dinophyceae, Suessiales, Symbiodiniaceae.
GGCUCAAGCAAUGAUAGUCACUGGGCAAGCGUGGGCAGACAUCCCGAAGCCUCAGGGAAGAUGUCGUACAUGUCGGAACUUGUGGACAUGUCCCACACUGCCAGCUCGUGCCGUGACGAGCAGGUGGAGGAGAUGAAGGGUCUCAAGUCGACGAGCAGCUCUGUCUUCCUGCUGAGCGCCAUGUCCCUCGGGGUGGGCGUCUUUUCGCUGCCAACAGUGAUGAACGCAGUCGGGUGGGUAUGGGGAAUGGGCCUGUGCUGCUACUUUGGCGUGAUAUCGACCUUCCUCAUGCUGAUUCUGUUGGAUAUCGUGAAGCAUCACAAUAGCAAGACAUGGGAGGAGCUUUGCCGCCUUGCCCCUGUGGCGCGCCUUGUCAGCCGGAUCAGCCUCUUCCUCUCCCUGCUGAUGGCGAACGCCGCCCACAUGCAGACCGUUGCAGGAAUGCUCUUUGACCUCUUGACGUUCUUUGUCACGGAUGACUACGGCCAGUACGUGUUUGGCAUGUGGCAGAAGGUGACCUUGCUUCUUAUCUUCCUCGGCCUGGCCACCCCAUUCUGCUUCACUGACGAUCUGGCUGCCCUGCGCCACGUGGGCAGCAGCGUCGCCAUCGUCGUAGUGCUGCUCUGUGCCGCUGUUGUGGUUUCUUCUUGCGUAACCAUUGCGCAAGGUGAAGGACUGCCCGGGGGCGAAACGCCAGCUGCAGUGACGGACUUCAAGCUGCUGCUGUCAAAUGCUCCUAACGUGUGCUUCGCGUUUACCGGCAUGCUGAAUUUCUGGGAAGUCUUUGCCUCCCUGAAGAAGGGCGUGGGGGUUGACGAGGCUUUUCCACGCAUGAGGAAGGCUUGUAUCCUCUCUUCUAUGCUAGUGCUGAUAGUCUACUUGUUGGUGUCGGGCAGCUCAGUUCUGGCCUUUGGCGAACUCGCCGGCAAGCAGCACAAGGGCAACGGCUACGGGAACGUACUGUACAACUUCCCAAUAAAGAACUACCCUGUGACGCUUUUGUGCGCUGCGUUGGUGGUUGUGAUCGUCCUCGAGUAUCCAGUCAUCAACUUCCCUUUGGUCAGCAUGAUGUUGAACAUUCAGAGCUUGGGUUUGAAGAAUCGGGUCUACUCGCGCCACUUUCUCAGCCUCGGCGGGAUGCUCAUCGUGAUCCUGCUCGACCUGGCAGUGCCUGACUUGCCUGACGUGUUCGGCCUGUGCGGCUCCCUUGGCCUCAGCCUUUUCUGUUACGCAGUGCCUGGCUACAUUUGCAUGCUGGCGGGCCGGGGCCCUCUCUCAAAGAUGGUGGGAGCUUUGUCGCUGGCAACAGGCCUUGCCAUGACUUUGGGGGGCACGUACUUCAUCCUGGAAAGGAUUAUCAAGAGCCACCACUGAAAUUUGAAGCUCCGAAGGAGCACAUUGGUUUAAUAUCCCCUGCGGCUACCAGGGCCGGGGUGUUGGAGUGUGCAGAUGUGCUUCAACGAACAAACA